This is a messenger RNA of Metarhizium brunneum ARSEF 3297, 2139 nucleotides long. RefSeq names its product Serine protease/ABC transporter B family protein tagD (gene tagD). The record is from RefSeq and is a predicted model, not a curated record. Gene Ontology annotation, biological process: proteolysis. NCBI's taxonomy places the organism in Eukaryota, Fungi, Ascomycota, Sordariomycetes, Hypocreales, Clavicipitaceae. Gene Ontology annotation, molecular function: serine-type endopeptidase activity.
AUGCAUCACAUCCAGAUUAACGGCAACUCACGCCCUGAUGCAGGAGCUGCCAGCACCGCAUUUCUCAACACUUUCGCAGCACCGCCACCCAGUGUAGCUAAUUCCAAUUACAUCCUAAUCCAGACCAAGGGCCCCUUAAGCGCUCAGCAAAAACAAGAACUUCGGGACAAGGAUGUCGAAAUUCUAGAGUACAAGGGUGAAGACGUCUACCUCUGCGGCUACAAGCCUACUACGUUAGAGCCCCUGAUCAGUAACCUCAGGGACUUCGUCACAGACGCCGAGGUCUAUCACCCGGAUUAUGUGGUUGAGCCAGACCUCAAGACGGGCAACGACGAUGACGAAGCAGAGGUGGAAGUUGCCCUUCAUGAAAAUAUUGGUGACGAUGACAUGAGCCGUGUGGUCAAUGACAUUGCUGCCCAGGCGGACAUUCCGGUUGCCAACGUCGAGCUUCAUGACCGCAAGGCUUGCGUCAAGGUGCCCAAGUCCAAGCUAGCCCAGCUCGCGCGCAUCGACGAAGUGAAGGCCAUCAACGAGGUGCAAACCCGCCGCCUCUUCAACAAUGUUGCUUGCGGCAUUCUCGAAGCCCACACGCCCGUUGGCACAGCGAAAACCACCUACAAAGGCAAAGGACAGGUCGUGUGCGUAGCGGACACUGGGUUUGACACGGGUUCGCUAACCGAAUACCACGAAGCGUUUGGUGACCGCGUCAUUUCCCUCCACGCUAGGGGCCGGCCUGCCGCCCGGGGUGAGCCUGGGAACUCGGACGAUCCAGACGGCCACGGCACCCAUGUCUGCGGCUCUGUGCUAGGCAAAGGGGAUCAUGCCAAAGAGGGCGAGAUUGAGGCCCCAGCGUCCGAGGCCAAACUCGUCAUGCAGUCCCUCUUUGACAAGUUCGACAAGAGUGAGGGUCCAGAUCCGAAGUCUUGGAAUGCUGGGUUGGGCGGGAUUGGCAACAGCUACCCCGACCUCUUCGGCGGCGUCUUCCGGGAGGGGGCCACGAUCCAUACCAACUCCUGGGGCGGACCACCUCAGCCCUAUGUUGAGCGAGAAUCGGCCAGGAUCGACAGCUACCUCUGGGGAAACAAAGACAUGACGGUUCUCUUCGCCGCGGGCAACUCGGGAGCCGACAUCGACCGCAACCCCGGCCACGUCGACCCGUAUUCGCUGUCCGCCCAGGCCGUUUCCAAGAACGUCAUCACCGUCGGCGCAUCCGAGAAUCGUCGACCCAACGUCAAGAGCCCCGUGGCGGGAAAUAAGCCGCUCGUCUACGGCGCCUGGCGCAGCAAGUUCCCCUUCGGGCCCAUCUCGGUCGACAACGUGGCCGACAAUCCCGAGGGCAUGGCCGCAUUUAGCAGUCGCGGCCCCACUCGGCCCGAUGGCCGGAUCAAGCCCGAUGUCGUCGCUCCCGGCACUACCAUCCUGUCAGCCCGCUCCAGCAAAAUUGAGCCCGGGCAUCACGGCGAAUCCUGGGGACGCAGCAGCGAUGCCAGGUGGAUGUACUUGGGCGGCACGAGCAUGGCCACGCCCCUUGUUGCCGGCUGCUGCGCCGUGAUUCGUGGGGCUCUAGUUGACAACCGUGUGCCCCGGCCAAGCGCGGCGCUUAUCAAGGCAUUGCUGAUCAACGGCGCGGUGCCUAUGAAGGGACAGUACAACCAGGCUCUGCCAAACGGGGAGUUUGGACCGUCCGUGGAUGCGCCCAACCCCAACUCUGGCUUCGGCCGCGUCAACUUGGCCAACUCUCUUCGCAACAUUGUCGCCAACCAGGAGAGCACCGUCUACGGAUACCAGGACGUGACGGGCGAUCAGUCCCUUGGCAUGGACGGCCAACACAGGGGCGAACACGCCGUCACCGUUGACAUUCCAGAAGGCAGUCCCGCAGGACUGACCUUGAAGGUGACGCUCGUAUGGACCGACUUCCCCGGCGAGAGGCUGCAGAACGACCUCGACUUGAUUGUCGCUGGAGCUGGUGUUGAGAAGCAUGGAAACCAGGGUGACGGCUCUGGGUUUGACCGAGUGAAUAAUGUGGAGCAAGUCGUUUGGAAAAAUGUGAAGCCCGGAUCGUAUACCGUCACCGUGAGAGCCUUCCUCACCACCAAGGAUCCUCAGCCGUUUGCUCUCGCAUGGAGAGCAUUUGCGUAG